AUGCCCUCCCUCAAGAAGAAGCCCUCAGCCACCGUGUUGGUCAAGAGGAAAGGAACCAAAGUGGUGCAGAAGUUGAAUCCCUUUGAGGUUCGGAUCAACAAGAAGAAGCAUGAUGUUCUAGGUCAGAAGAGCAAGUCUGACAAGGGUCUACCUGGUGUGGCACGCUCCAAGGCUGUCAAAAAGCGCAAGAAGACUCUGCUAGUGGAGUACCAGCAGCGGAACAAGACCAACGAGUUUGUAGACCGUCGGUUUGGAGAGUACAAUGAUGACCUGACAGCCGAGGAAAAAAUGAUGAAGCGGUUCACUCUCGAAAGGAAGAGAAAGCACGAGCGUUCCAGCUUGUUUACUCUCAAUGAUGAUGAUGAAGAGGGGCUUACUCAUUAUGGCCGGUCCAUCGGAGGCAUGGAGAAGUUUGAUCACAUCGAGCUUAGCGAAAAUGAGCUGGAGGAUGAAGAUAUUGGUGACACUCAUUUUGGGGGAUUUUUGAGGAAGAAACAGAAAAUCAGUGAGACUGAAGACGAUGUUAAACCGGACAGACUGAGGAGCAGGAAAGAGAUCAUGGAGGAGGUGGUGGCUAAGUCUAAAGCAAUGAAGUACAAGCAGCAGAGUGAGAAACAAGAUGUAGAGGAACUUCUGGAUAAGAUCAACACUGAUUGGAAAAGCCUGCAGACUACUCUGCCAUUCGCUAGUGAUGGGAGCAAAGGACAGAAGCUGAAGACUGAUGACUAUGACAAGACAGUGAGGGAGUUAGCUUAUGAGAAGAGAGGACAACCCACUGACAGAAUGAAGACAGAGGAAGAGAUAGCAAAAGAGGAGAAAGAAAAGCUGGAAAAACGAGAGGCUGAUCGUGUCCGUAGGAUGAAGGGUGUGAUCCCAUCGGGUGAUGAUAUGACAACAGAGUCGGCUGACUAUAUCAGAGACCAACCGAUAGUCAAAAAGAAAGUCCAGUUUACACUUCGGUACAAAGACGGGAAGAUUGUGCAAGAGGAGGGUGGUCCGAGUGUGUAUGAGGCUGUUGGUAGGAGGGGUGAGAGGCGUGAUCCUAGUGACGUGGGUGGAGAGAGUGACUCUGAUGAGGAUUGCGAGGGUGAUGAUGCUAGCGAUGCUACUGGUGAUGGUGACGUUUGUGAGGGUGGUGACCCUGGUGAUGAGUAUGGUUCCGACCUGGAGUCCGAUGUCAGUGACCACGAGUCAGAUAUUGAGGAGCCAAAUCAACCUAUCAUCAAAGGACCCUCAAAAGCAGAAAUUAAGAAAAUGAAGAAGCUGGCUUCCAAAGAGUUACCCUAUACAUUCUCUGUGCCAAAAAGUCUUGAGGAGUUGCAAGCCAUAGUGUCAAAUCGGUCCCCAGAAGAGUGUCUAACUGCAGUUGAAAGGAUUCACUCUUGUAACCACCCUUCAAUUGACCCUGGAAACAAACAAAAACUUCAGGACUUCCUACCGACGUUUGUAGACUACUGCACCAGUCUGGGAGAACAACCAACCAGAGAUAGUCUUGAGGCUUUAGACAAGAUGGCCAGGCCUCUGUUCAAGCUCUCUCAGCUGAGCCCCCUAAACACUGCUCAGGUAUUUCAAAAGAAACUGCAGCUGUGUCAUCAGCUUUGGACUAUUUCUGGAGGGAAACGAUACCCCCCUCUCUCUGAAGUAUUUCUUUUGAAGCUAAUCGCCGUGGUGUUCCCCACAUCUGACUUUGAGCACCCCAUCACCACACCUACUCUCAUCCUAAUGGGUCAGCUGUUAGCAAAGUGUGCUGUAAAGAAUCUGAGUGACCUUGUUUCAGGUCUUCUUUUGUGUCAGCUAGUUAUUGAGUACAUUGGUCAGUCAAAGCGCUUGAUGCCAGAGCUGGUCAACUUCCUAACCAGUGUGGUGGGAUACUUUGCUGUGGACGGAACAGGGAUAUGUCUUCCCCCUCUGACUGGCAAAGUAUCUCAUAUGUCCAGCCUCCUCUCUGUUGAAGGUGGAGAGAGUAUUCCAACAUUUCUCUCACUGAUUAUUGAUGCCAGUCAACCAAGAGCCAAAAAUGCUGGAUGUUGUGUACUCAAAACUGCACUGUCAGCAAUUUCAAGUAUCGUUGCGUUGUACUCUGAUCUCCCCUCGUUCUCAGAGCUUGUUGCUCCCUUGCUCACCAACCUCCAAAAUGCCGUGAAGAGAAGUUGGCCCCCUUCUAUUGAGGAACUGCUGACUGAGACACUGGAGCUGGUGUGUAGUAAGGGGAGCAAGGACAAAAAUGUGUUGCAGCUACUCACACAAAAACCAAAGUCCAUCAGAUUCUACGAGCCAAAGUUUGAUGAAAUCUAUGAGGUGAACAGAAAGAAAGCCAGAAGCAAGUCUGUCGGUGAGCGGCAGAAGUUGAAGCACAAAGUCAAGAAAGAAAUAAAAGGAGCUAUUAGAGAGAUCAGAAGAGAUGUUGCUUUCUUGGCUAAGGAAAAAUUAUCUGAAAGACUACAAUUAGAUAAUGAGCGAGCAGCCAAGACAAAGAAGAUACUCCAUGAUUUGCAAAUGGGCCAACAUGAAGUUAAGGAGGAGAGAAGAAAGUCAAGAAGAUAAAACACUUGAUAAUGUGCAAUGAUUGUUUGAAGCAAACCGCGGCUAUAAAAAUUAAUAUAUUUAUUAUACAAGGGGAUUUCCCCUUACCGCCGAA
This is a messenger RNA of Halichondria panicea, 2638 nucleotides long. RefSeq names its product nucleolar protein 14-like. NCBI's taxonomy places the organism in Eukaryota, Metazoa, Porifera, Demospongiae, Suberitida, Halichondriidae. Gene Ontology annotation, biological process: maturation of SSU-rRNA. The transcript is spliced from 20 exons. Gene Ontology annotation, cellular component: Noc4p-Nop14p complex; nucleolus; small-subunit processome. The record is from RefSeq and is a predicted model, not a curated record. The coding region runs from base 1 to 2544 and encodes 847 amino acids.